CCACCGGAAGCUCUAGUUUAACAACGACGGGCUUGACGCGCUGACCCUGGUACUGCAAAACUUCAACGACUCGGGAUCUCACGUCGGUCCCUUUGCUACUUCCUCGCAGCGAUGGAGCGUAAAGUUGCUCGGGAAUUUCGGCACAAGGUGGAGUUGCUGAUUGAGAAUGAAGCUGAGAAGGAUUACCUGUUUGACGUGCUUCGUAUGUACCACCAGUCAAUGGAUCUGCCCGUGUUGGUGGGGGACCUGAAGCUGGUCAUCAACGAACCAAAGCGCUUGCCCUUGUUUGAUGCCAUCCGACCUCUUAUCCCACUAAAACACCAGGUGGAGUACGACCUGCUCACCCCAAAGAGGUCACGGAAGCUGAAAGAGGUGCGUCUGGACCGGACUCAUCGUGAUGGACUGGGUCUGAGCGUCCGUGGAGGGCUGGAGUUUGGCAGUGGUCUCUAUAUAUCACAGAUGGUCAAAGACGGUCAAGCCGGGAAUGUUGGACUUCAGGUUGGAGAUGAGAUUGUGCGCAUCAACGGAUAUUCUAUCUCCUCCUGUAUCCACGAUGAGGUUAUCAGUCUAAUCAAGACCAAGAAGAUCGUGUCCCUCAAAGUCAGACAUGUGGGGAUGAUCCCAGUGAAAAGCUCGUCAGAUGAACCCCUGAAGUGGCAUUUCGUCGACCAGUUUGUUUCUGAGUCGGGGGAGAAAAAAAGCAGCAUUGCAGGCUUGGCGUCCAUUGGAGGCAAAGAAAUCAAGGAGAAGAAGGUUUUUCUCAGCCUUGUGGGCACCAAGGGUAUGGGCAUCAGCAUCUCCAGUGGUCCAACGCAGAAGCCUGGUAUCUACAUCAGUAAUGUCAAGCCGGGCUCGCUCUCUGCAGAAGUUGGACUCCAGGUCGGAGAUCAGAUUGUGGAGGUGAACGGGGUCGAUUUCACCAAUGCGGACCACAAAGAGGCUGUGAGAGUCCUGAAGAGCAGCAGGAGUUUGACUAUUACUGUUUUGACAGGAGCUGGCCGAGAGCUGUUCAUGACGGACGAGGAGCGUCUUGCAAUCGAGGCCCGCAGGGAGCUGGACAGGCAGGAGCUGAUGCAGCAGAAGAGGGUGGCGCUGGAAACCAACAAAAUCCUUAAAGAGCAGCAGGAGAAGGAGAAGCAGAGGAAGAUGGAGAUCUCUCAGAAGGCCGCCGAGGAAGAGGAACGCUAUAAAAAGGAGAUGGAGAAGAUUGAGGCUGCGGAGACGAAGCACAGCCGAGAGUGGGAGGAGGACUGGGGAGCCAAAGACCGGCCCAAAAGUCCCAGUAGCCCCCGCGCCCGAAAGAGCUCAUCGCCCGCCCCGCCCGAGUCAAAGACCACCAAGGCCAAGAGCUCUCCAUUUGGCUGGUUUUAUCGCUAUGAGGGAAAGCUGCCGUCUCUCCGCAAGAAAGGAGAAAAGAAGAAGAAAAAGAAGAAAGUGUCCAACAUGGACACACUGCAGGAGCAGAGAAAAAACAAGAAGGAGAUGGAGUUUGAGCUGAAACUUGCCAUGGAGAAGGAAGAAAUGUAUGAACGAGAGAAGCAACUUAAGAUCAAUCGUCUGGUGCAGGAGGUGUCAGAGACGGAGAGAGAAGACCUUGAGGAGUCAGAGAAAGUGCAGCACUGGGUUGAGCGUCUUUGUCAGACCCGUUUGGAGCAGAUAUCCUGCGUGGAGAAUGAAUCCCCAGAGCCUCCGGAAAUGCUGAAACGGAUGGUGCCUUUCAACGCGUCUUUUAAAUCAAACGGCAAACGACAAGGAUUUCAGAAAUACGAGGAAGAUUUUGAUCCCUACUCCAUGUUCUCCUCGGACCAGAUAGACGGGCGAGAUGUGAGAGUGCUGAGAAUCAAGAAGACUGGACAGCUGGACCUCGCCCUGGAGGGAGGCGCAGACUCUCCUUUGGGGAAGUUGGUGAUAUCGUCUGUCUAUGAAGGUGGGGCGGCAGAUAAGCACGGUGGAGUUGUACCCGGGGAUGAACUAAUGGCUGUCAAUGGGAAGAUCCUGAUUGAUGCAACAUUGACCGAGGGGCAAAACUCUCUGGCUCGGGCCUGGAAUAGCGGAGGGGACUGGAUUGAUGUUGUGAUUGCCGUUUCCCCUCCAAAGGAAUAUGAAGACGAAGUAACGUUCUUCUAGUCUCAUCGACCGCCAAGAAAACCCCGCUGAGACCGGAGCCUUUGAGAGUUGAAGGUUCCUUCAGGAUUCACAGUCCUGCUGAAGAUUGUUUUUACUUAGCAUUACUAAAAGGUCUUUAUAAGCCUCGUACUUCUGCCAUGCAUCAAGAUAUUGUGUUGAUUUGUUGAAGGACGAUCCAGUCAAUAUUCCGUUGUCUGCUUUACUUCUUCACGUGUAUGGUCGACUUUGCAUGGUCAUACUGAUUAUUUCUUUCAGAAGUGUACUAUAUUUGUCAGAAUUACAAUAAAGGGCAAACAAAAGCAGGCAGACUUUAAUCAAUAUCAGCACUCUAAUCGUCGGAGGAACGCUCAUGAUUAGAGAAUUGAUUUUGUGUUGUGCCUCCGGAUUGACCCCUCA
Messenger RNA from Gasterosteus aculeatus aculeatus (three-spined stickleback), 2523 nucleotides. NCBI's taxonomy places the organism in Eukaryota, Metazoa, Chordata, Actinopteri, Perciformes, Gasterosteidae. The record is from RefSeq and is a predicted model, not a curated record.